Molecule: messenger RNA, 3147 nt
Organism: Pseudoliparis swirei
Lineage: Eukaryota; Metazoa; Chordata; Actinopteri; Perciformes; Liparidae
Gene: tmem41b
Product: transmembrane protein 41B
Exons: 7
Coding region: 225-1076 (283 amino acids)
Cellular component (GO): endoplasmic reticulum membrane
Source: RefSeq, a predicted model, not a curated record
UGACAUGUUCUCACGUGAAAUUCCGAGUUCGCGCAGGCGCCGUCUCUGCGGGGGGCGCUGUGGUGAAGGAUGCCGGCUGUUGCGCCGUGACGCGGAGGUCAAAGGGCGGUCAUUGUAACGUGUCAGCGGGCUGUCACCUCACCGGUGUCACACCACCCAGGACCCAACCGGCUGUUGCACACACUCACCGGUACCCGAGCUGACCUCGAAGCUAUCUUCGUAAAAUGGCCAAAAAGCGGAAGGAAAAACGAGAGAACGACGGUUCGCCUUCAGCACCAGAGGAGCUGAAGGCGGCAACGAGUGACUCUCAAGCGCUGAAAGAUGCUCGGCAUUCUGAAGGGGGCUCUGCACGCAUGUCUCUCCUGCUUCUGGUUUCUAUCUUCACCUGCGCUGCCUCGGUCAUGUACGUGGUCUACAGGAACUUCCCAGAGCUUCUAGAUGAUGAAAUGGAGAAAAUCAAGGUUCCUAAAGACAUGGAAGAUGCUAAAGCUUUGGGAACUGUGCUGUCCAAAUACAAAGACACAUACUACUCCCAAGUGUUGGUGGCCUACUUUGCGACAUAUAUUUUCCUCCAGACAUUUGCAAUCCCUGGCUCUAUCUUCCUCAGCAUCCUGUCUGGAUAUCUUUACCCUUUUCCCUUGGCUCUUUUCUUAGUCUGCUUGUGCUCUGGUCUUGGUGCUACCUUUUGCUAUAUGCUAUCAUAUCUGGUGGGCAGACCCAUCAUCUACAAAUAUCUCUCAGAGAGAGCACGGAAAUGGUCCCAGCAGGUUGAGAAACAUCGGGAUCAUUUAAUCAAUUACAUCAUCUUCCUGAGGAUAACCCCCUUCCUUCCCAACUGGUUCAUCAACAUCACCUCACCCAUCAUCAAUGUGCCUUUGGGGGUUUUCUUCAUCGGUACCUUUCUUGGAGUGGCGCCGCCAUCCUUUGUGGCGAUCAAUGCCGGGACAACACUGUACAAACUGACUACGGCUGGCGAGGCCGUGUCCUGGAACUCUCUGGCUGUGCUUGGUGUCCUUGCUGUUCUCUCCAUCUUGCCUGUCUGUUUCCAGAAAAAGCUGCAGAAGAAACUAGAGUAGAACAUGAAACACCUCAGCACUUCAUCUGCUGGCUGAUCCCGGCGUCCCCUUCCCCUCGGCUCAGGAACAUGAAGCUGUCACUCAAGUUGCUGUGUCUCCUAUCUCAGACACAGAUUGCGUUGGUAGCGUCUCUGACCACUGGGCCAACAAGCACCCAUUGACCACCAAAUGCAUGCAGCGGUGGUUCCUGAUGCUUGUCAACCGGCCGCUGCUUGCACAAUUUUUUGGGUUUCUGUGAAUUAUGUUGUGAUUGUGGCACAUCUUUUCAUUGAGAUAAGGCUCUGCUCAUUAUUUUAUGACUCUUGCCAGAUAUUUAAAGGUGCUACUAAUAGGAUGUUGGAGUAAAACUCAUAGUUCUGGUUUCUCUUUUCUGAAAAAAACACAAUCUAAUCAGUACCUUGUUGAGGCUGGUGCAAACAUCCGUUAGCUUGUUUUUUGGACAGAAGCCACUUCUACAUUUGUUUUGUCAGCAGCAUAUCAAAUGUCUGCAUCCUCUUUGUAGCAUCUUUAACGUCCACUCUCUUUUUAACAUGCUUUGUUCUAAUUUUAACCCAAUGAAGUGUACCACCACAGCAAUAACUCACGCACAUUUUGAAAGUGGGUUUUAGUUUUUAAAAAGUUGUAAUGCCUGUUGCUUACCUUGGCAAACAUGCCGUGAGGAAAGAAUGAAACUGGAGAAGAAAAAUGUGGUUAUUGAUCUUGAUGACAUGUGGGUGAGAUCCGAUGUUCUUCCUUGAAAUGUGCCGGCAUCCGCUGCCACACAUUUUCAGCAGUAACUCUACAUAUUCGUAGCUACUGUAACUUGUAGAGAACAGACUUACAUCAUUGAAUAUUUCCUAACCGUACCUCCAAGUUGCAGGAUGCAAAACUCCCAAUUUGUAAUUAAGAAUGGAACAAAGACUGUCAACACAACUUAUUUAUGUGGGGUCAGAUGUUAUGCAACCCAGGUUAGUCAUCUUGGUUUGUGAAUCUGAAAAAUCCAGGAUGAGGUGGGUUCUCAUGGCUUGCAUCUGUUAAUGAUAGGUGGGCUCAUCUCCACCCAGUAAUAUUGUGUGCCAUGCCAGUAUAGAAGUGGAGAUGUUGCCCGUACUCUGGAUGAUACACCAGUACCCCCAAUAAGACUGCCAACGGACCGAGGUAUCCAUGCCUUACCUCGCUUUUUACUGCUUCCAUUCUCCGCCAGGUGAAAUGUAUUAUGAUGCCUGAUUCAUGUUUUUUUUGUGUCCUUUCACUGAUUAUCAUUUUUUUGUUUUGUUGCCAUUUUACCAGGGUAACUUAUUGCUGCUGCUUAAAAAAACGUUCUGGAUGGUUCCUAGAGGCGUUGAUGCAGUGAAUGUACGUGCAGCUUAUUUGAUACACUUCUCUUUGAUCUCUUAAAAUAUCACACUCUAGAUUCAAUUGGUUUGAUGCAUUUUGCAAUUUCCUGAUUUGAGCAGAUUUACUGUGUACUAUAUAAGAUUAACGCUCAAACUCGGAUACAUAAAUGUUUGUGAAACUUAACUGGUUCUACUGUACGACCAUAUUGUUCUCGCAUUUUCUCCUGUCAUGCUUUUCAUGGCAGAACGCUACUUUCAAAGACAUGGGUUGUUAUUUUUGUUCUUUCUGGUUUAUGUGUACAAUUGAGCUACGUCGCUGUCUUGCAAAAUGCAUCGUUACUAAAUGUGUUUAAAGAAACUGAUAAAUACUAUAAUUUGUUCUUAAACAAUCUUUUUUUCUCUCUCAAUAAUUAAAUAGGAGCAUGAUUAACUCAUUUGAAGUUCUUCUUAAUGCUGAAUUUGACAAGACAUGGAAGAUGCUAGAUUGUAAUACUAAUUUUUCUCUUUUCUACAAAAUUGAAACUCAAUCUUAUUCUAAAAUUCACCCUAUUCAAAUUGGAAAUAUUGUUUUGUCUUUUCCCCUUAUCAAAGUAAGAUAACUGUGUUACCCUCUGUUAACAUUUCAAAAAACAGUAUUUUGUACUGGGAAGUGGUUUAAUGUACAAUGAAAUGUUCACAGAUUGCAUAUUUCUGGCCUAUCAUCAAAUCUCUGUUUUUUCAUAUUUAUUGAAUUAUUAAAAAUGAUCUUUACAGAA